UUAUGAUUGACGUAUGUUUUGUGACUUAGGCAGUAUGUUUUGUGAGCAUUGUUUGUGAGUGAAAUCUGAACCUCACUUUUUUUGUGGAGGAAAAAAAUUAAAUAAAUAGUGGUUUCUUUAACAAAUUAAUUGUAUAUUCAUCCGUCAGUAUAUAAUGGACAACGAAAAUGCCGUCAUAUAUGGACUAGAAUUUCAAGCUCGAGCGUUAGCCCCACAACUAGGAGAGACAGAAAAAAUACAAUUCAUUAUUGGAACACAGUCUCUUAAACAGACUAACAACCAGAUUCAUUUAUUAGAGUUUAAUGAAGAAAAAUCAACUAUCAAAACAGUGCUAAAAUUGACCUUUGUCUACUUCAUGUUUAAUAACAAAAAAUGA
Messenger RNA from Acanthoscelides obtectus, 376 nucleotides. The record is from the annotation of a GenBank genome assembly. Lineage: Eukaryota; Metazoa; Arthropoda; Insecta; Coleoptera; Chrysomelidae.